This is a messenger RNA of Penicillium paradoxum, 1737 nucleotides long. RefSeq names its product type 2C protein phosphatase PTC1 (gene ptcG). Lineage: Eukaryota; Fungi; Ascomycota; Eurotiomycetes; Eurotiales; Aspergillaceae. Bases 1 to 1737 code for a protein of 578 amino acids. Gene Ontology annotation, biological process: protein dephosphorylation. The transcript is spliced from 2 exons. Gene Ontology annotation, molecular function: cation binding; protein serine/threonine phosphatase activity. The record is from RefSeq and is a predicted model, not a curated record.
AUGUUCAGUGGUUCCUCGAGCCCACCUAAAGACAGAGUAGACACACUUCCGGAGAGCGGCCUCGAUACCAGCGCCUUGACCCUUCAGACCGACGCAACAGGCACCAGUCCGCGUGAGAAGAAGUUUUCUCCACCCGGUGCUGGCUUCUUUCGUCGACAAAGCGAAGAGCAAAGUAACCCUGGCGAGAAAAAGCGCAGGAGUAGUACCGUUACAAAAGCAGCCAACUUCUUCAAUAACGCCAAAAGUUCCUUGAACUUGAACGGGCGCGAUAGUUCUGCCAUCAGCACUAGCCCUUCGAUAGCAGAAAGCCCCCUACAGAAGCUUGGGAAGAUGGAUCCAGCUCUCAGCGUCCCUCAAGGGUCGUUCAAUAAUUCCGCUGGAGAAUCCGCACCGACUGCUCGUUCAUCUUUCCGCGUCGGUGUCACCGAAGACCGGAAUCGAAAAUGUCGCCGGACAAUGGAGGAUACACAUGCCUAUCUCUACAAUUUUCUGGGCACUCCCACUCCGAGUGCCGCAUACAUAAAUGGUGCCAACUCCCCGAAGGUCAGCGGCCCGCGCUCAUCAGAGGAUUCAUCUAGCGUCGUAGAAACAGACAAUGGUUAUUUCGCAAUUUUCGAUGGACAUGCUGGAACCUUUGCGGCAGAAUGGUGUGGAAAGAAGUUGCAUUUGAUUCUUGAGGAAGCCAUGCGCAGAAGCCCCAACAGCCCCGUCCCAGAACUCCUUGACCAAACAUUCACCAGUGUGGACCAACAGCUGGAGAAAUUGCCCGUCAAGAAUUCGGGAUGUACAGCUGUUACAGCUGUACUUCGGUGGGAAGAUCGUGUACCCAGCUCACAGUCGGCUACCGGAUCCUCUACCCUCGCCCCGGCAGCCGUUGCGGCGGCGAAAGGUGAUACAAAUUCAGAGAAUACGGAAACUCCAACUCAAGCUAACCCGAAUGUCUCUGCUGUCCUGCCCAAAUUGCAAGAUAAAGCUGUUCGACAACGGGUUUUGUACACAGCCAAUGUUGGCGAUGCACGUAUUGUAUUAUGUCGCAACGGGAAAGCGCUUCGUUUAUCCUAUGACCAUAAGGGCAGUGACGAGAACGAAGGGAGAAGAAUCGCCAAUGCCGGCGGACUAAUCCUGAACAACCGCGUCAAUGGGGUUUUGGCUGUCACUCGUGCUUUGGGUGAUGCGUACCUGAAAGACCUCGUGACUGGGCAUCCUUACACAACAGAGACAGUCAUUCAGCCAGAUGGUGAUGAGUUCAUCAUCCUGGCUUGCGAUGGUCUUUGGGAUGUCUGCACCGACCAGGAUGCUGUCGAUCUCAUCCGAAAUGUUCAAGAUGCUCAACAUGCAUCGAAGAUUCUUGUUGACCACGCUCUUGCACGAUUCAGCACCGACAACCUGUCUUGCAUGGUGAUUCGACUUGACUCCAACCGCCUGAAGGAGGUUGUCAACAACAUCACAGAAUUGAUAGGAGUGGACGGGGAUCCGCAUACAAAGGUGGCGCAGGGCUUGAGCGAGGCCGAUAAGAUAGUUGAGGGUGCACGGAAUAACAUCGCCUCUUCUGGUCUCGCAGAUAACCCAGCAGCGGCACAGAAGGCCACUGAAGAGACUCUUCAGAAGAUGGCCAGUCACAACGACCAUCAAGAAUCUGGGCCUGAAAUGACAAUUAAUGAGAGUAACGACCUUCCCUCCGUGGAUAUUCUGAGCCCCAGCAAGAGCCCGCACGAUCCGCCAGGCUCAACUAAGUGA